AUGAGCACAGACAAAGAGAUGGAGCAGUAUGGCCCUGCGGCCAUUUAUCUCCGCAAGCCAGAAAAGGAGAGGAUUGAGGCCCAGACUGCUCCAUUUGAUGCCAAGUCGGCUUACUUUGUGACUGUUCCUGAUGAGAUGUAUGUCAAGGGCAAACUUGUCAAGAAGGAGGGUGGUAAAGCCACUGUUGAGACACUUAACGGAAAGACAGUCACUGUAAAAGAGGAUGAAAUCCACCCCAUGAAUCCCCCAAAGUUUGAUAAAAUUGAGGACAUGGCCAUGAUGACCCACCUCAACGAGCCUGCCGUGCUGUUUAACCUCAAAGAGCGUUUUGCAUCAUGGAUGAUCUAUACUUAUUCCGGCCUGUUCUGUGUCGUCGUGAAUCCCUACAAGUGGCUUCCUGUGUAUGAUGCUAAGGUUGUCGUGGCAUACAGGGGCAAAAAGAGGAUUGAGGCUCCACCCCACAUCUUUUCCAUCUCUGAUAAUGCCUAUCAGUUCAUGCUCACUGAUCGUGAGAACCAGUCUAUCCUCAUCACCGGAGAAUCUGGUGCAGGAAAGACUGUCAAUACUAAGCGUGUCAUCCAGUACUUCGCAACAAUUGCAAUGACUGGAUCCAAGAAGGCAGAGACUACACCUGGCAAGAUGCAGGGUUCCCUGGAAGAUCAAAUCAUUGCAGCUAACCCUCUGCUGGAGGCAUAUGGUAAUGCCAAGACUGUGAGGAAUGACAACUCCUCUCGCUUUGGUAAAUUUAUCAGAAUUCAUUUUGGAACCACUGGGAAGCUGGCUUCAGCUGAUAUUGAAACAUAUCUGCUGGAGAAGUCCCGUGUCACCUUCCAGUUGUCUGCUGAGAGGAGCUACCAUAUCUUCUAUCAGCUGAUGACAGGCCACAAGCCUGAGCUCCUGGAGGCUCUUCUGAUCACCACAAAUCCCUAUGACUAUCCAAUGAUCAGUCAGGGUGAAGUGACUGUCAAAAGCAUUAAUGAUGUGGAGGAGUUCAUUGCAACUGAUACUGGAAUUGACAUCUUGGGCUUCACUGCUGAGGAAAAAGUGGGCAUCUACAAGCUGACUGGUGCUGUGAUGCAUCAUGGCAACAUGAAAUUCAAGCAGAAGCAGCGUGAGGAGCAGGCUGAACCUGAUGGCACUGAGGUGGCUGAUAAAAUCGCCUACCUCAUGGGUCUGAACUCAGCUGACAUGCUGAAGGCUCUGUGCUACCCAAGAGUUAAAGUUGGCAAUGAGAUGGUGACUAAAGGUCAGACCGUCCCACAGGUCAACAAUGCUGUCUCAGCUCUGUGCAAAUCCGUAUAUGAGAAAAUGUUCUUGUGGAUGGUUAUCCGUAUCAAUGAGAUGCUGGACACAAAGCAGCCCAGACAGUUCUUCAUUGGAGUGCUGGAUAUCGCUGGAUUUGAGAUCUUUGAUUUCAACAGUUUAGAGCAACUCUGCAUCAACUUCACCAAUGAAAAACUGCAACAGUUUUUCAACCAUCACAUGUUUGUCCUGGAGCAAGAGGAGUACAAGAAAGAAGGUAUUCAAUGGGAGUUCAUUGACUUUGGUAUGGACUUGGCUGCCUGCAUUGAGCUUAUUGAGAAGCCAAUGGGCAUCUUCUCCAUCCUUGAAGAGGAGUGCAUGUUCCCCAAGGCCUCUGACACAACGUUCAAGAACAAGCUGCACGAUCAGCAUCUUGGCAAGACCAAAUGCUUUGAGAAGCCAAAGCCUGGAAAGGGCAAGGCUGAGGCACACUUUGCUCUGGUUCACUAUGCUGGUACAGUGGACUACAAUAUCACUGGCUGGCUGGACAAGAACAAGGACCCACUGAAUGACUCAGUUGUGCAGCUCUACCAGAAGUCUUCAAACAAACUGUUGGCCCUCCUGUAUGCAACCCAUGGUGGAGCUGAUGAGGCUGCUGGUGGUGGUGGCAAGAAGGGUGGUAAGAAGAAGGGUGGUUCCUUUCAGACUGUGUCUGCUCUCUUCAGAGAGAAUCUGGCCAAGCUGAUGACCAACUUAAGAAGCACUCAUCCUCACUUUGUCCGUUGUCUGAUUCCCAAUGAGUCAAAGACCCCAGGUCUUAUGGAGAACUUCCUGGUCAUCCACCAGCUGAGGUGUAAUGGUGUACUGGAGGGCAUCAGAAUCUGCAGAAAGGGUUUCCCCAGCAGAAUCCUCUAUGGUGACUUCAAGCAGAGAUACAAAGUGUUGAAUGCCAGCGUCAUCCCUGAGGGACAGUUCAUUGACAACAAGAAAGCUUCAGAGAAGCUUCUUGGCUCCAUUGAUGUGGAUCACACACAGUACAAGUUUGGGCACACAAAGGUGUUCUUCAAAGCUGGUCUGCUGGGCACUCUUGAGGAGAUGAGAGAUGAGAAACUGGUUGAGCUGGUGACCAUGACUCAGGCUCUCUGCAGAGGAUACGUCAUGAGGAAAGAGUUUGUGAAGAUGAUGGAGAGGAGAGAUGCUAUCUUCUCCAUCCAGUACAACAUCCGUUCUUUCAUGAAUGUCAAGAACUGGCCAUGGCUGAAACUGUACUUCAAGAUCAAGCCUCUUCUGAAGAGUGCUGAGACUGAGAAGGAGUUGCAGAACAUGAAGGAGAACUAUGAGAAGAUGCAGACAGACCUGGCUGCUGCUCUGGCCAAGAAGAAGGAACUGGAAGAGAAGAUGGUCAGCCUGCUGCAGGAGAAGAAUGACCUGCAACUUCAAGUGGCUGCAGAAGUUGACAAUCUCUCUGAUGCUGAAGAAAGGUGUGAGGGGCUUAUUAAGAGCAAGAUCCAGCUCGAGGCCAAACUCAAAGAGACAAGUGAGAGACUGGAGGAUGAAGAGGAAAUCAAUGCUGAGCUGACUGCUAAGAAGAGGAAGCUGGAGGAUGAAUGCUCUGAGCUGAAGAAGGACAUUGAUGACUUGGAGCUCACCUUGGCCAAAGUGGAGAAGGAGAAACAUGCCACAGAAAACAAGGUGAAAAACCUGACAGAGGAGAUGGCAUCUCAGGAUGAGGCCAUUGCCAAGUUAACAAAGGAGAAGAAAGCCUUACAAGAGGCCCAUCAGCAAACACUGGAUGAUCUCCAGGCAGAGGAGGACAAAGUCAACACUCUGACCAAGGCCAAGACAAAGCUGGAACAGCAAGUUGAUGAUCUUGAGGGUUCACUGGAGCAAGAGAAAAAGCUCCGCAUGGACCUUGAGAGAGUCAAGAGGAAGCUGGAGGGAGAUCUGAAACUGGCCCAGGAAUCCAUAAUGGAUCUGGAGAAUGACAAGCAGCAGUCUGAUGAGAAAAUCAAGAAGAAGGACUUUGAAAUCAGCCAGCUUCUCAGCAGAAUUGAGGAUGAACAAACCCUAGGUGCUCAACUGCAGAAGAAGAUCAAGGAACUGCAGGCUCGUAUUGAGGAGCUGGAAGAGGAGAUUGAGGCUGAGAGGGCAGCUCGGGCUAAGGUAGAGAAGCAGAGAGCCGACCUUUCCAGGGAGCUUGAAGAGAUCAGUGAGAGGCUCGAGGAAGCUGGUGGAGCAACAGCUGCUCAGAUUGAGAUGAACAAGAAGCGAGAGGCUGAGUUCCAGAAACUGCGUUGUGAUCUUGAGGAAUCAACUCUGCAGCAUGAAGCUACUGCAGCAGCUCUCCGUAAGAAGCAGGCUGACACUGUUGCAGAGCUCGGAGAGCAGAUUGACAACCUCCAGCGUGUCAAACAGAAGCUGGAGAAAGAGAAGAGCGAGUACAAGAUGGAGAUUGAUGACCUCUCCAGCAACAUGGAGGCUGUUGCUAAAGCAAAGGGCAACUUGGAGAAAAUGUGCAGGACUCUUGAGGAUCAACUAAGUGAACUCAAAGCUAAAAAUGAUGAGAAUGUUCGUCAGCUGAAUGACAUUAAUGCCCAGAAGGCGAGACUUCAAACAGAGAAUGGUGAGUAUUCUCGGCAGCUUGAGGAGAAAGAAGCUCUUGUUUCUCAGCUCACAAGGGGCAAGCAGGCCUUCACUCAGCAGAUUGAGGAACUGAAGAGACACGUUGAGGAGGAAGUGAAGGCCAAGAAUGCCCUGGCUCAUGCUGUUCAGUCAGCACGUCAUGACUGUGAUCUGCUCAGAGAGCAGUUUGAGGAGGAGCAGGAGGCCAAGGCUGAGCUGCAGCGAGGAAUGUCCAAGGCCAACAGUGAGGUGGCUCAGUGGCAAUCCAAAUAUGAGACUGAUGCUAUACAGCGCACUGAGGAGCUGGAGGAGGCCAAGAAAAAGCUUGCCCAGCGCCUGCAGGAGGCUGAGGAAUCCAUUGAGGCUGUGAGCUCCAAGUGUGCCUCACUGGAGAAGACCAAGCAGAGGCUGCAGGGUGAGGUGGAGGACCUCAUGAUUGAUGUGGAGAGAGCUAAUGCUCUGGCUGCCAACCUUGACAAGAAGCAGAGGAACUUUGAUAAAGUAAAGAUUUAAACAUAACCAAUAUCAUC
Neolamprologus brichardi is the source of this 4394-nucleotide messenger RNA. The record is from RefSeq and is a predicted model, not a curated record. Lineage: Eukaryota; Metazoa; Chordata; Actinopteri; Cichliformes; Cichlidae.